Nomascus leucogenys (northern white-cheeked gibbon) is the source of this 2587-nucleotide messenger RNA. RefSeq names its product mago homolog B, exon junction complex subunit (gene MAGOHB). NCBI's taxonomy places the organism in Eukaryota, Metazoa, Chordata, Mammalia, Primates, Hylobatidae. Gene Ontology annotation, biological process: RNA splicing. Gene Ontology annotation, cellular component: catalytic step 2 spliceosome; nucleus; exon-exon junction complex. The record is from RefSeq and is a predicted model, not a curated record.
CGCGCGAGGACGUCACUGCAAGGCGCCGGGGGACACGUUGGCUGCGUUUUCGGCGGGCUUCUCGGGGACAAAAAUGGCUAUGGCUAGCGAUUUCUACCUGCGCUACUACGUAGGGCACAAGGGCAAGUUUGGGCACGAGUUUCUGGAGUUCGAAUUUCGGCCGGACGGAAAGCUUAGAUAUGCCAACAACAGCAAUUACAAAAAUGAUGUCAUGAUCAGAAAAGAGGCUUAUGUGCACAAGAGUGUAAUGGAAGAACUGAAGAGAAUUAUUGAUGACAGUGAAAUUACAAAAGAAGAUGAUGCUUUGUGGCCUCCCCCUGAUAGGGUUGGCCGACAGGAGCUUGAAAUUGUAAUUGGAGAUGAGCACAUAUCUUUUACCACAUCAAAAAUAGGUUCUCUUAUUGAUGUAAAUCAGUCAAAGGAUCCUGAAGGCCUUCGAGUAUUUUACUAUUUGGUACAAGACUUGAAAUGUUUAGUUUUCAGUCUUAUUGGAUUACACUUCAAGAUUAAACCAAUUUAAAUUGUAUGCAUUCAAGCUGUUUGUAUAUUUAAUUAAGGGAUGGGAGGGGUUGUCAUUUACAAUAUUGGGGUUUUUAUGAAUGUGAAGCAAACAAAAAAAAUUUGUAUGUAAACUGAAAAUAAGAAAAUACGUUAGCAAGCUUAAUGGUUAUCCUUACUUGAGUCCUCAUGGGUUGGACAGUACCCACACACAUUAAAUUCUGUAAAUAAAAGCCACCUUUUGUUAAAAAUUUGCUCUAAUAAAACAUACCAAAUCCUGGUUGCAGAGUAGUUUUUUGUUUUUCCCAGGAGGCUAUGUCUCUAAUUCACUUUAGAGAUAAUAAGAAAUUGUUCUGGUAGAUAUAUCCUGUGACAGAAGAUGCUUUAGGUGGAAAUAUGUAGCCAGUUCCCACCCAUGAAAGGCAAGUGUAGAUCUUCCCUUAUUUCCUUCAUACAUGAUUGGAUUUAAUUUUGGGGGCUUACACAAGUUCUAGUUUUUUUUUACAGUUAUCAAACCCCUCAGGGAUUAUUCACAUUUAAAUAUUUUCGGUUAUAAGCGGUGAGGUCCUAAAGUGUUACAAGAGUAAAGUCUACCCCAUGUUAGGCAUAUCUUUGAUUAUGUCCUUGUUCCUUAUUUCACAAUGUAUUUGGUGUGUAGGGGAGGGGGGAGAACUAAAUGCGUUUUCAGCUUUAUAAAUUAUUAAACAUUUAGACAAAUGUAUGUAUGAAUGUACAUAAAUAUGUUUAACUCCUAUUGACCAUGGGUGUCACUUAAGUUUCCCAGUUCCUUUCAACCUCUUUCUGACAGAUUUCCUCUUUCAUUACUUUUAGUAACCAUGUCCCUUGUUUCCUUUUAUUCUCCCAUCUGAACCCCCACUCUUAAAAAGUUGUGCUGUUCCAGUAGUUACAAUCCACUUGCCCUAGGAACAAGUUAGCACUGAAUUUUGGGUGGAAUAAUUAGUUUCUGAAGGCUUGCCAGGACUUCUGAGCAGCUGGGCUCUAGAGUUGGGCUGUCCAAUAACUUUUUUGCAAUAACGGAAAUGUUCUAUGUUCAGUCCAAUAGGGUAGCCACUGGCCAAAUGAGGCCUAGUGAUUACUUGAGGUGUGCCUCGUAUAACUGAAUUUAUGGUGCUAUUUAAACAAUUUUUUCCUAAUGUGAAAAGGAUAAAACAUACAAAACUCUUGAGAACUAUAAAGUGAACACCUAUAUGCCAACCUAGAUUCUAUACUUAACAUCUUUUUUACUGUAAUAUCUCUAUUAUAAUAAAUCUUGGUUUUUCACUUAAAUGGUGUAAUUGGUGCCAGUAAACUAUGUUUUUUUGUAGUGCUAUUUAAUUUUGAUUAAAUUUAGAUAGCCAGAUGUGUCUAGUGGCUACCCUUUGGACAGUAUAGCUCUAGAGCAUGGCUUGGUAACCUGUUUGCCACGGAGCACUAGAUGGUCCUUUUCACUGUUCAAAAUACAUGCCCAUUGUCUUCAGGUUUGCCAUGGAAAGUCAGAUGAUUUCCACUUCAUUAUGCAAGUACACUAUCAUCUUCAGGUCUUUUGUAUGUAAAAUGUUUCUGUUCCAGUUGUAGACCUUGAUGAUUGUGCAGUACGAAAUCGUAUUAUAAUUUUCUUGCAUUUAGAUGUCAACCUCAGGCAGAAACAGGAACAAUUGCCUUUUGAACUUCCAGUGGGCCCACAGUUUUUGGUUGUUCCUCAAAAUAACCAUUCUGUGGCUCCUGUUGAAUAAGAUGAUCCGUUAAAAACUGAACAAGGUUGAGGAGAAAUAGUGCUUACGUUGAAAAAUCUUUAAGUCUGUCCCCAUUCUCCAACUUCCGUAUGUUUUGGUUAUUUAGCUCUGUCCCCACUAUCUACUAGAAUUUCUUGUAUUUAAACCAAGAUGGGAGACUAGGUCUUUAGGAAAAUAUUAUCGUCUACCAUUUUCUUGUACUUUGAUCUGUCUUUUAUUUGAUUGUAAGCUGCUGAUGGACAGUCAUCAUUAGAAACUGAAUUUUGUAUAGUACUAGUUUUUUAUGAAACUAGACUUUUAUUGCACUCAGGUUAUGUUCCUUUUACCUCCUUCCUUAAUAAAGAGACCACUUGAAA